GGGGGGGUGUGACGUACGGAAGAUGGCGGCGGGCGAGGGCGCGGACGCGGGCGGGCGGACACGGCGAUGAGUGGCCGGGAUGGGGGCAGCGGCCGGCACCAGGCUCGUCCUCUCCUGCCUCCUCGGCCAUCACGUACUCGGUAAUCUGCCACCUUCUCAAAAUGUAAAUUUGAGUUCUAAGAACUUUAGCCUUCUUUUAAACUGGAACACUGAAGAAUAUUCUCCUGAAAUAUUUUACUUGGCAAGCAGUGUUUGGCGGCGUGCCCCCAAUUGUACCGACCCAUCUGGAGAGGGCUGCGACCUUACGUGCACCAUUGAAAGCUGCUAUGCAGAUUAUCGAGUCAAGAUUGGGAGCCGGGUGCCAGGGCCGUCCACUGCUUGGAGAUGGUCCAAAUAUUUUAACCCAUUUAAAGACAUUGAUCUAGGUGCUCCUCAGCUGAAAGUAGAUUUGAAAGAAGAAUCCAUGUUGGUGCACCUAAUGGUUAAGUUAGCAGUUUGCAAAGAGAAGGUGUUGAAGGCCUGUCUGCUUGAUAACCUGAGCUACGACGUCAAGUUCUGGAAUGCGGAUGAACUUUUCAAAAGGCCAAUUGAACAAAACACAGCAGAGAAAGUUCUGGAAAUUCAGAAGACUCAGUUGGACGGCAGUAAUGUCUGUGUAUCUGCCAGGUCUGUUUACAAGAGUUUUAACAAAAGAGGCAAUUUCUCUGAGCCCCUUUGUCUCAGUCUCAAGGCCAAAGGAAUGCACAUGUUGAUGGUUCUUGUCCUGGUGGCGUGUGCGCUGGGAUUAUUCAUUCUGAUUCCUUCAGUUGUGAUCAAAGUGAGAAAUAUCAUCUCGGUUCCAUCAGGACUGAAGACCCCGGAAGCAUUGGAUUUCACAAAUAAAAUAUCUUCUAUCCAAAUGGAAUAUUGCCAACCUGUUGAUUGCAGUCUGUUAAAUGUUAUUCACUGUAACGAAAGUGGAAUGAUGAAAGAAAAACCUUCCUCUGAAAGAACUGUUCCUGGGGACGAUAUUGCAACUGGUGCUUUGGGUGGUCUGGACUCUUCCAGUGAGAGUGAUGAGGACUUGGAAUCGUACGGUUACACCGAGAAUCGCUGGAUUCCCGACGGAGUGAUCAUGGACAGAGAUGAAAGACAUGAUGAUAGUUUCUACCAGGCAGCCAACACAGACCCAUAUCGGAAAGCAAAUUGCUCUUUCACGUCCAAUCAUGCUGCCUUUGACAUCCAGAGUCAGGGCUCUGGGUGUUCUCAUCACACUCCACUCCAGACUAAAUUGUGCAGCGAUGUUGCCAGCCCUUGCAGUGUUAAUUCUGUGUUGCUGAAUUGCAGCAACUUCCAUGACAGUAUUAAUGUAUUGGAGCCCUGUGACGAGGGGAGUAACGAUGAUGUCCCUUUGACUUCUGUGAAGCUGCUCACUUGUAACGGGGGGAUCGAUGAUGGUGAUGACCUGUUAUCUUUUAACCCACCAGUGCCUGAUCAUGAUUUGAACCCACAGGACAAUGUAGCCUGGGACAUUGGCUCCAAUCCUACUUGCCUCUAUGGGAUGUAGGGAAAGUAUUUUACUCCAGAGAUACAGUGCAGAAACAAGCUGACAAGUGAUCACUCCGUAUGCCAGUACCCUCCUACACAGUUUUACCGAAGCCCAUUAACCUACAAACCUGUACAUCUUUACAAUGUGGGAGAAAAACGGAGAAAAACGGACAAGUGUGCAAACUCUGCACAGACAGCACGGGUAGUCGGGAUCCAACCCGGGUCUCUGGCGCUGUAAGGCAGCGGCUUUACCUCUGCACCACCAUGCUGCCUAAAUGUUUACUGUGCAUUUUGUAUUCUGUAAUAGGAAUUUUGUAUUGACAAGAUACUCUAGGUGCAGGAAUCGUGAACAAAACACAAACUGCUGGAGAAACUCAGCGAGUCAGGCAGCAUCUGUGGAAGGUACACAAAAAAGCUGGAGAAACUCAGCGGGUGCAGCAGCAUCUAUGGAGCGAAGGAAAUAGGCAACGU
Molecule: messenger RNA, 1998 nt
Organism: Leucoraja erinaceus (little skate)
Lineage: Eukaryota; Metazoa; Chordata; Chondrichthyes; Rajiformes; Rajidae
Product: interferon lambda receptor 1-like
Exons: 7
Coding region: 80-1546 (488 amino acids)
Molecular function (GO): protein binding
Source: RefSeq, a predicted model, not a curated record